Parastagonospora nodorum SN15 is the source of this 589-nucleotide messenger RNA. RefSeq lists its product as hypothetical. The record is from RefSeq and is a predicted model, not a curated record. The transcript is spliced from 2 exons. NCBI's taxonomy places the organism in Eukaryota, Fungi, Ascomycota, Dothideomycetes, Pleosporales, Phaeosphaeriaceae. Bases 117 to 332 code for a protein of 71 amino acids.
AAAGGUUCCGUCCGUCAUUUGAUCGCCAUACCCCAAUUUGUUCCUGACUAUCAGUGGCCUUAUCAGAACACGUCGAUUUUCCGAAUCUCGAUUUUUGAAAUCGAAGGAUUAACGACAUGUCUUCGAGGUGCAGGACUGACGGCUGCACAAAUUGGGCCGCGACAGGAAACGAAUAUUGCUUGGAGCACCUGUCUCAACGUAAAGAAAUUGGCAAAGCGAGUCUGCCUAUCGAGCACACAACCACCAGUUAUCCCAUGCAGCUAACGGGUGCAAAUGACCUGUUCGACCGUUGUUCCGAUGCCACGACCACUUUUCUCAAGGUGGACUGCUAGCCACCCGAAUAGCCUGACGUUUCGCGGCUCGCCUGGAAUGAAGUAUCCGCCUACACUGCUACGAUACAGUUUUCCUGACCCUACACCGAUUCUUCUAUAGGUACUGGCAUUCUACUGCGACCUUGCAAGUAUCAGAAAAUUCUGAUACAAGUAUCUCUGAUGGUGGACGGAGUAAACACUCAGAAGAGUAAUCGGCUCGUCUGUAGUUUGCUAGGUCUCUUCAAAGGCCGAAUCGUACAGCAUUUAUUCUGUUGCAA